UGUGUGGCACGAGAAGCUGGUGAACCUGCCUAUUCCCAAUCCAGCGCUGGGUCCCCUUGAGGAUCUUGCGUCCUCCUCUCCGAGUUAUUAAGGAUGCAGGACGUGUUUCGGAUUCGACGUGGAAAGAGGGAGGGAAGCACAUUAGCAUUAAGGAUGGAGAACCUAAUAAGGGGAAGGAAUCCCCCACAAUACCAGAGAAGUCCUUGUAAAGAGGUUCGUGCAGCACUUCGGAAGAGGCCUGAAGAGGAGUUGCAGUGCCUGGAGAUGACCACCAAACGGAAAAUCAUCGGCCGUCUGGUGCCAUGCCGAUGUUUCCGAGGUGAAGAAGAAAUCAUCUCAGUUUUAGAUUACUCCCACUGCAGUCUUCAGCAGGUGCCAAAGGAGGUCUUUAACUUCGAACGAACAUUAGAGGAGCUUUAUCUAGAUGCCAAUCAAAUUGAAGAACUACCCAAGCAAUUGUUCAACUGUCAAGCUCUACGAAAACUAAGUAUUCCUGAUAACGACCUUUCAAAUCUGCCAACCACUAUUGCUAGUUUAGUUAAUCUUAAAGAACUCGACAUCAGUAAAAAUGGUGUACAAGAAUUUCCAGAAAACAUAAAGUGCUGUAAGUGUUUAACAAUUAUUGAAGCCAGUGUCAAUCCCAUUUCUAAACUACCUGAUGGCUUCACACAGCUCCUAAACCUGACCCAGCUCUACCUGAAUGACGCCUUUCUUGAAUUUCUUCCAGCCAAUUUUGGAAGACUUGUCAAAUUGCGGAUCUUGGAGUUAAGAGAAAAUCACUUGAAAACUCUACCAAAGUCAAUGCACAAACUGGCCCAGUUGGAAAGACUUGACCUAGGCAAUAAUGAAUUCGGUGAGCUGCCUGAAGUUCUGGAUCAAAUACAAAAUUUGAGGGAGUUAUGGAUGGAUAAUAAUGCAUUACAAGUGUUACCUGGGUCUAUAGGGAAGUUAAAGAUGUUGGUAUACCUGGAUAUGUCAAAAAACAGAAUAGAAACAGUUGACAUGGACAUUUCUGGAUGUGAAGCCCUUGAGGACCUCUUAUUGUCAUCCAAUAUGUUGCAACAAUUGCCUGAUUCUAUAGGACUUUUGAAAAAACUAACAACUCUAAAAGUAGAUGACAAUCAACUUACAAUGCUACCCAAUACAAUUGGAAAUUUAUCUUUAUUAGAAGAAUUUGACUGUAGCUGUAAUGAACUGGAGUCACUACCUUCUACUAUUGGCUACCUUCAUAGUCUUCGGACAUUAGCAGUUGAUGAGAAUUUCCUUCCAGAAUUACCCAGAGAAAUUGGAAGUUGUAAGAAUGUAACAGUCAUGUCUCUACGCUCCAACAAAUUAGAAUUUCUUCCUGAAGAGAUUGGACAGAUGCAGAAACUAAGAGUCCUAAAUUUGAGUGACAACAGAUUGAAGAAUUUACCAUUCUCAUUUACCAAACUUAAAGAGCUUGCAGCUUUGUGGCUUUCUGACAAUCAGUCCAAAGCCCUUAUCCCUUUACAAACAGAAGCCCAUCCAGAAACAAAGCAAAGAGUAUUGACUAACUACAUGUUUCCCCAGCAGCCUCGUGGUGAUGAAGAUUUCCAGUCAGACAGUGACAGCUUUAACCCUACACUGUGGGAAGAGCAGAGACAACAACGCAUGACUGUUGCCUUUGAAUUUGAAGACAAAAAAGAAGAUGACGAAAAUGCCGGGAAAGUUAAGGAUCUCUCCUGCCAAGCCCCCUGGGAAAGGGGCCAGCGUGGGAUUACUCUCCAACCUGCCAGACUGUCUGGCGAUUGCUGCACACCAUGGGCCAGGUGUGAUCAGCAGAUCCAAGAUAUGCCCGUCCCCCAGAAUGACCCACAGCUGGCAUGGGGUUGUAUAAGUGGCCUCCAGCAGGAAAGGAGCAUGUGUACUCCAUUGCCAGUUGCAGCACAAUCCACCACUCUUCCCUCUCUAAGUGGCAGACAGGUUGAAAUAAACCUAAAACGAUAUCCAACUCCUUACCCAGAGGAUUUAAAGAAUAUGGUAAAAUCUGUUCAAAAUUUGGUGGGUAAGCCAAGCCAUGGAGUGCGUGUUGAGAAUUCAAAUCCAACUGCUAACACGGAGCAAACUGUGAAAGAAAAAUAUGAACACAAGUGGCCGGUAGCCCCAAAGGAGAUUACAGUGGAGGAUUCUUUUGUUCAUCCAGCUAAUGAAAUGAGGAUUGGGGAACUUCACCCUUCAUUAGCUGAGACCCCUCUGUACCCACCCAAACUUGUUCUGCUAGGGAAGGACAAAAAAGAAUCAACUGAUGAGUCUGAAGUUGACAAAACUCACUGUCUGAAUAACAGUGUUUCCUCAGGCACUUACUCAGACUACUCGCCUUCCCAGGCUUCCUCAGGAUCCUCUAAUACCCGGGUUAAAGUGGGGUCCUUGCAGACAACAGCUAAAGAUGCAGUACAUAAUUCUUUGUGGGGUAACAGGAUUGCACCAUCUUUCCCACAGCCUCUUGAUUCGAAGCCAUUACUCAGCCAGCGGGAGGCUGUUCCCCCAGGCAAUAUACCACAGCGUCCUGACCGGCUGCCCAUGAGUGAUACUUUCACUGACAACUGGACUGAUGGCUCGCAUUAUGACAACACAGGGUUUGUUGCUGAGGAAACCACAGCCGAGAAUGCCAACAGUAAUCCUCUCUUAAGUUCGAAAUCUAGAAGCACAUCUUCGCAUGGACGCAGGCCUUUGAUCAGGCAAGACAGGAUUGUUGGUGUUCCCCUGGAACUCGAGCAGUCUACACACAGACACACACCAGAAACAGAAGUGCCUCCUUCCAAUCCUUGGCAGAAUUGGACCAGAACCCCUAGUCCGUUUGAAGACAGGACCGCUUUUCCUUCCAAAUUAGAGACAACCCCCACUACCAGCCCAUUGCCUGAAAGGAAAGAACAUAUAAAGGAAUCUACUGAAAUACCUAGUCCUUUUUCUCCAGGUGUACCAUGGGAGUAUCAUGAUUCCAAUCCCAACAGGAGUCUUAGUAAUGUCUUUUCUCAAAUCCACUGCCGCCCGGAAUCUUCUAAAGGUGUUAUUUCAAUUAGCAAAAGCACAGAGAGGCUUUCCCCCCUAAUGAAAGAUAUCAAGUCUAAUAAAUUCAAAAAGUCACAGAGUAUCGAUGAGAUUGACAUUGGUACAUAUAAGGUGUAUAACAUACCAUUAGAAAACUAUGCUUCUGGGAGUGAUCACUUAGGAAGCCACGAACGACCAGAUAAGAUGCUGGGACCAGAGCAUGGUAUGUCCAGUAUGUCUCGAAGCCAGUCAGUCCCAAUGCUGGAUGAUGAGAUGCUCACCUACGGAAGUAGUAAGGGGCCACAACAACAAAAAGCUUCUAUGACAAAAAAAGUCUAUCAGUUUGACCAAAGCUUCAAUCCUCAAGGAUCAGUGGAAGUGAAAGCCGAAAAGAGGAUACCACCCCCUUUUCAACACAAUCCCGAGUACGUGCAACAGGCCAGCAAAAACAUCGCCAAGGAUUUGAUUAGUCCUAGAGCUUACAGAGGAUACCCACCGAUGGAGCAAAUGUUUUCAUUUUCUCAGCCAUCUGUGAAUGAGGAUGCUGUGGUGAAUGCCCAGUUCGCAAGCCAAGGGGCCAGGGCGGGCUUCCUGAGAAGGGCCGACUCCCUGGUGAGCGCCACAGAAAUGGCCAUGUUUAGAAGGGUCAAUGAGCCUCAUGAGCUGCCCCCAACUGAUAGGUACGGCAGACCCCCAUAUAGGGGAGGGCUGGAUCGCCAAAGCAGCGUUACAGUGACUGAGUCCCAGUUCCUGAAAAGGAAUGGCAGGUAUGAAGAUGAACACCCUUCAUAUCAAGAAGUGAAAGCUCAGGCGGGAAGUUUUCCGGUUAAAAACCUUACCCAAAGGAGGCCAUUGUCUGCGAGAAGCUACAGUACAGAGAGUUACGGUGCCUCCCAAACCAGGCCAGUUUCAGCUAGGCCUACUAUGGCAGCUCUUUUGGAAAAAAUACCAUCUGACUAUAACUUGGGUAACUAUGGUGACAAGCCAUCAGAUAACAGUGAUUUAAAGACGAGGCCUACUCCUGUGAAGGGAGAGGAGAGCUGUGGUAAAAUGCCUGCAGACUGGAGACAACAGCUGCUUAGACAUAUAGAAGCUAGACGGUUAGACAGGGCAGGCAGCCACAUCCAGACGUUGAUGGGGUCCCAAAGCCUUCAGCAUCGCAGCCGGGAGCAGCAGCCAUAUGAAGGAAAUAUAAACAAAGUGACCAUCCAGCAAUUUCAGUCACCAUUGCCUAUUCAGAUCCCCUCUUCACAGGCCACCCGGGGACCUCAGCCUGGACGGUGCUUAAUUCAAACUAAAGGGCAAAGGAGUAUGGAUGGAUAUCCAGAGCAGUUUUGUGUGAGAAUAGAAAAGAAUCCUGGCCUUGGAUUUAGUAUCAGUGGUGGAAUUAGUGGACAAGGAAAUCCAUUCAAACCUUCUGACAAGGGUUCAGCCUGAUGGGCCAGCAUCAAACCUACUGCAGCCUGGUGAUAAGAUCCUUCAGGCAAAUGGACACAGUUUUGUACAUAUGGAACAUGAAAAAGCUGUAUUACUACUGAAGAGUUUCCAGAACACAGUAGACCUAGUUAUUCAACGUGAGCUUACUGUCUAAAUAUUUUUUAUAAAUAGUGAAGAUACGUCUAGCCAGACCUAAUGUUCAAAAAUAAAUUUAUACAUAGAAACAAAUUUUGCCAAUUGCUGGACCAAUGGCAAACAUUAGUGCCAAAUGUAUAAUACUAUAUGUUAGCACUGACCAUCCUUAAAAAAUGUUAACUCUAUAAAUAUGAUGUUCAUGUGGUUAUGUAUUAGUUUUAAUUGUCAGCCUCUGGCUGUGCAUUGGUGCAGUUUUGUUUCUGUUUUUGUUUUUGUUUUUAAUCAAAUAAGUUUCUUCUCAAAGUGGAUUUCAUAUAAUUUCGGAGCACGGAAGCACACACAAGCUCUUUAUGAAUUCUGCUCUCCAUCAGAAACACUGCCUCAAAGUUGUAUAUGCCUUUAUAUAGAAAAUACAAAUAUAAAGAAUUGUAAUUCCCAUAAAAUAUUUCUAGCACAAGGUAUAUGUUGGCAUAUAUACAAAAAGAAUAUAGAGAAAAACAAUAUUUUCAUAAACUAAACAUCUCAGAUAGAGAAAAAAUAUAUCUUAAAAUAAGACUUUACUAUAUUGAAUCUUUUUCAAUAAAAAUUACAUGAUAAUGCCUUAUGAAAGUAACUGUACAUAUGGUAUAAAGUGUUUAUAUUUGGUUCCAUAUUCAUUUGCUAAAUUCUCAUGACACAGAGUGAAAUAUUUCAUAAAUUAGCCAUUUAUCUCUGGGACCCAAAUAAAAAUAGGAUGAACUAAUUUGUUCAAUGCCUUUAGCUAAUUACAAUAAAUGCAGAGUUUAGAAACAGACUAAAGGUCAUUGUAGUUAAGUCUUUUUCACCACAAAUUUAAGCAGUGGAUGAUGGGUGGCAGGAAAGGUAUUGCUUUAUUUCUUUCAAGUUCAUGUUGAUUAUAAACUGUAGCCCCUGUGAUUUCUUUACUUGUAAAUGUGGAAUUUAUUUGUGUGUUGCUUAAUCUAAUUUGCUACUUUUUAAAUUAUUUAAAACGAGUUUUGGAAAUUGAUAAAAUUUAUCAUUACGAAAGACUGCUGUUAGAAAGUUAUGGUAGGUGAUUUUAAAUCCUUGGUAUUUAAAUAUGAAACUUCAAAUAUAAUUUCUCAGAGCUGUGGUCUACCUGUAUCAUUAAUUUCAAUGGCUGUUUUUCUGGGCAGAAAUAGAUAAAAUACUUUUUUUCCAAAAACGGUUUCAAGGUAUGUAAAAUCCUGAAUGCUUUUUCACUGGAGAGAAAGACAAGCAUGGUUAAUGUAGAAUUAUUUACUUUUCCAUUGAAACUAUUUUCCUGCAUAAAUGAUCAAAAUUUAUUUUAUAAUCCUUCAAAAUACUUAUCUUUCAUAUUAGUCAUUAAUUUAAUUACAAUAUUAAUUUGAAUUUCCAGGAUAAUUUCCCGGAGUUGGUUGCAUGCAUUAUCUUUCAUAAUUUUACAUAGUUCUUUUGUUAUAUAAUGAAUUUACUUUACAUGCUAGUGUUUCAAGUAUUGUAUGAGGAUUUUCACAAUAGUUUCACUGAAUGAUGUCACCAGAGCUCUGAGAAUAAUAUUUGUAAGUUAACUGUUUUAUGGGGACAUUGAAAAUAUUGUAUUUUUGUAGGGUCUAUUAAAAUGAGUGUCACUUAUUAGAAGUACAGUGGUAUUUUUUGGCAAUAGAAUUUGUCACUUGGGAGAAAAUAAUACUUCACUUUAUAGAUGAUGCACUAAUUUUGAUGUUGCUUUAUGUCAGGGUGACAUUAUACCAUGAUUUUAUAGGGUUUGACAAUUAGCUAAUGAUUAACUGAUUGGCCUAUUUAGUAUGUUUCCCAGAAGUAACUUUUAAAUGCAUUUUAAUAUAUUGAGAGUUUCAGAUGAGAAAUGUCUUUCAGAGACUAAUUUUCUUUGUUGAAAACUCAUGUCAAGCCACCAUAUCCAGAUAUUAUAGGAUGAUCAUCAUUAAUCAAGACAGAGGCCUUUACUGGCCUCAUAAGAUCACUUAAAGAAAAAAAACUCAUGGCUGUAGUUUGGUGGCAAUGAAACAUCUGAAAUCAUCCCAUCAGUUUUUCUUAAUCUUUUAUGGGAGAAGUGGGAGAAGAGCCAGAUAUAGAACUGCCCCAAGUCUUUUUCUUAUGGUUUCUAUAUCAAACCCAGGGCUUCAGGAGAUCCUUCUAAGACACACAGCUGAAAGGAUCAUAAUCCUAGUAAACACCUCUGCCACUCCUGAUGUGACAACAUUGUCCUGAGCCACUUCUUUAGUACUUCCUGUUCUGCAGUUCAGAAAUGAGGAAAAGAGAAAAGGGAUCCUUGACCAACUGGAAAAGUUAUCUGAUAUGCCAAAGCACCUCACUGUCAAUAGUACUGCCAUGUUGCAUACUGAGAACAGGCAGGUAAUAAUGAAAACAGGCAGGCCAGGCGUGGUGGUUCACACUAGUAAUCCCCACACUUUGGGAGGCCAAGGUGGGCGGAUCACUUGAGGUCAGUUCAAGACCAGCCUGGCCAACAUGGUGAAACGCCAUCUCUACUAAAAAUACAAAAAUUAGCUGAGCAUGGUGGCGGGCACCUAUAAUCCCAGCUAUUUGGGAGGCUGAGGCAUGAGAAUCAAUCGCUUGACCUGGGAGGCGGAGGUUGCAGUGAGCUGAGAUUGUGCCACUGCACUCCGGCCUGGGCAACAGAGCGAAACUCUGUCUCAAAAUAAAUAAAUAAAUAAUUUAUUUAAGUAGAAAAGAGGCAAUUUUUUUUAGGUUGACUGAAUAGAAUCACUAAACACUUGAGGGGUAUAAACCUCACUAAUUCUAUAGGUGAUGAAAACCAAUUAUACAUUGAUUUUUGAUUAUUGACUUUUUGCAGUAACUGAUUUUGCUGCCUGAAAUUAGAAUCUGGUUAUUUUAACAAUAAAAAAAAGUCAAGGGUGUGCCUUUAAAAAAAAAAAAAAGAAAAA
Messenger RNA from Pan troglodytes (chimpanzee), 7487 nucleotides. It is a transcript of the gene LRRC7, whose product is annotated as leucine rich repeat containing 7. Lineage: Eukaryota; Metazoa; Chordata; Mammalia; Primates; Hominidae. Gene Ontology annotation, cellular component: basolateral plasma membrane; postsynaptic membrane; axon initial segment. The transcript has 25 exons. Gene Ontology annotation, molecular function: protein kinase binding. Gene Ontology annotation, biological process: positive regulation of neuron projection development; embryo development; cell-cell adhesion. The coding region runs from base 94 to 4446 and encodes 1450 amino acids. The record is from RefSeq and is a predicted model, not a curated record.